This is a messenger RNA of Talaromyces rugulosus, 828 nucleotides long. RefSeq lists its product as uncharacterized. NCBI's taxonomy places the organism in Eukaryota, Fungi, Ascomycota, Eurotiomycetes, Eurotiales, Trichocomaceae. Gene Ontology annotation, cellular component: mitochondrion. Bases 1 to 828 code for a protein of 275 amino acids. The record is from RefSeq and is a predicted model, not a curated record. The transcript is spliced from 2 exons.
AUGGCAGCGCCGUUGGCCUCGAGACUGGCAUGGCGCCAGCAAGUGCCAUCUCGAUGGGUCUGUGAUCGCUGUCGUACAUUCAGCAUGUCGGCGUUGGUCUCGUCAGGACACAGCCGGUGGUCAACUAUCAAGCAUGACAAGGCCAAAAACGACAAGGCUAAGAGCAGGGAGCGAGGGCUUUUGUCGCAGGAGAUUAUCACGGCGUCACAGCUAUGGGGACCUGAUCCGAAAGACAACCCUCGUCUACAGUUAGCAAUCGCAAAAGCCAAGCAAGCGCAAACACCCAAGGCGAUAAUUGAGACAGCAAUUGCCCGUGGGCAGGGAGUCAGUGCCUCGGGACAAGCUCUUGAAACUAUCACAAUUGAAGCUAUGCUGCCCGGAACAGUUGCGGCGGUAAUCGAGUGUAUGAGUGAAAACAAGGCGCGAGUCCUACAAGACGUGCGCAGUGUGAUCAAGGAGAAGGGUGGCACAGUAACACCGACAACUUAUCUAUUCGAUAAGAAAGGCCGAAUUAUAUUUGAAAAGAAGGAUGGCAUGAACCCGGAUGAUUACUUGGACCAGGCUAUCGAAGCUGGUGCCACAGACUUGGACACGGAUACUGAAGGCAGACUCGUCGUAUAUACUGAACCGCCGGAGACCAAGUCUGUUGGAGAGGUUCUUUCUAAAGCUACAGGGCUCGCGAUCGAGCAAUCACAGAUUAUCUGGGACCCAAACAGAGACACCAUGGUUAAAGUUGAGAAUGAAGAACUCAACGACCUCGAAGACGCCGUCAAUGCACUCAGAGAGGAGUCUAGUGUUCAUGAUAUAUAUCUCAACACAGAACUAUGA